Molecule: messenger RNA, 1620 nt
Organism: Physella acuta
Lineage: Eukaryota; Metazoa; Mollusca; Gastropoda; Physidae
Source: RefSeq, a predicted model, not a curated record
AUGGCCAGGAUAUUCCAGCCGAUAAACGAUCAGCCGUCUGCAGUACAACACGUGACCUUUGAUCCAGCUGCUCCACCUGUACUAGUCCCAAGGGAAGUCUUCAGCCCGUUAAGUUUCAAAAACGUUCUGUAUCACCAAUCAGCUUUCUGGGCACUCUUCGCCCCCACGUCCAAAGACACGUUUACAUCAGGACUGGUCCAUAGACUUUCAUGUCAGCGACUUCUCUGGGAGAUAGGCGGGAGAGUAGGUUUCUAUCAGUUAGACGACGUUGAAGUACGUGUCGUCAAGCCAAGCCUAUCACCAAAAUCUGGGUCUACUGACGAGUUUGUGCAAGGCCUGAUGUCGUAUUUGACCGAAUGGUCUUGUCCAAAGAACUUGACGUUUUUCCAAUGCGUUGUUAAACUAAGCAAUGAUUUAGUAGCUCAGAAGUUCUGGACUAGUAAGGAAUUACAGAUGAUGAUGGUGUGGGUAGAGGAUUUAAUCCACAUAGGAUACACACAGCCACAACGCAAAAGACACACGGAUGAAUUUCAAUUCUAUUCUAAAAGAACAUCGAGGGUUGGAUAUAGAGAUGAUCGAAAAUUCACGAGAGUCAGUUACGCCCCUUUAGAACAAGCGCCACCUGCGCCGUUUGAAAAAACCCCAUCUAGGAGUCAAAUUUCGAGACAAGCGUCUAAAAUUACUGCAAUGUGUCCCAAUUUAAAGUUACAUGAACAAGGAAAUACACACGCUGAUGACAGCGACAAGACCACAUUCUUCCAUGAUAUUCUAUUGAUUGUGGUUUACAAUCACUUUUAUUAUAACAAUACACUGUAUUUAGAUACAAUUCACAGAACGAUGUUCCGCCAUAUUGUCUAUUGCGGAGAAAGCCUGGCCAAGUUUCAAAAAGAGACGAAAGACAACGGGACCCAAUUUACCUUCAUCGAGGCAUCGGUCUUUCUCGGAUUCACCGCGUACCACUGCGUCAUCAAGGCUAUGCAGAUGGGGCACAAGGUCAAAGGUUAUCUUAUGGCCGGCGAUGACGUCAUGUUUAAGCCAUGGACUCUGCUCAAGGCCGACAAAAACAAAAUCUGGGUCACAGACGAAGGCCGUUGGUUCGGAGUUAAGAAAUCCGAAGCCACGUCUCGCUGGAUCUGGUGGGGUAUGUCUAUCGGAAGAGAAGCGUACUUAAAAACUUUAGAAGACCUUAGAAACACCAAAGAGUUCCCCAAAGGCGUCCGGGCAUGGCAAGAACUCCAGAGCAACAUGGCGGCUCACACAAGCUCUGAAGACGUGACGGAAAUUCGGCUGAGCGAUCUCUUCUACAUCCCAUCACGUCUGCUACACGAGACCUGCUGGUACCUCACGAGGUUCCUCCAGCAUGACGUGUACCUGGAGAUAGCCGUCCCGGCCGUUCUACGAGGGCUGGGUGCCAGCGACAUCCACUACAUCCACGGGAAGUCUCUUUGGAUGGAGGAGAGGAAAGACACGUUCCGUUUCUACUACACAGUGGAAUCGUUUUUUCAUCCAGCUAAAUUUUCUUCGAACACGGUUCGAGCUGGGUAUUGCCAGUUGUACUUUCCAGAUCUAUUACACUAUAUAUUUGGUUACAAGCGGAGAUUUUUGUAUGCAAUAACAUGA